Molecule: messenger RNA, 2241 nt
Organism: Helianthus annuus (common sunflower)
Lineage: Eukaryota; Viridiplantae; Streptophyta; Magnoliopsida; Asterales; Asteraceae
Exons: 4
Coding region: 34-1929 (631 amino acids)
Molecular function (GO): protein binding
Source: RefSeq, a predicted model, not a curated record
CCCCCCCUCUAUCUUUACCUACCUACCCAUCAGAUGGAUGCCACUAAAGAACACAAUUUGAAGACCAACAAAACUUUGUAUGAAGCUAUGAUGGAUCAAAAUGAUGACGAGGUGAUCCGUAUAUGUCGAGGAAUUGCAAAGGGUGCUUUGCACACACUUACCAUACACGGGGACACCGUCCUCCAUGUGGCUAUUUACCAAAAGCAAACAAAGCUAGCCCUCAGGCUCCUAGAUAUGGUGCCUCCAAGUGAUAAUUACAAACUCACAUGGACAAACCAUGGGGGUAAUACCGUCCUCCAUGAGACCGGGACCAACAACAAGACAGUCCCCGUCGCAGAAGAGAUCCUACGCCGGGCACCCAUGUUGCUUGACAUGACCAACAGAGAGGGAGAGACCGCUUUAUUCUACGCGGCACGCCAUGGCAAGACUAAACCUUAUAUGUUCCUGCAUGAUGAAUUCUGUAAAGGAAUUGAUGGACAAGACUUGACAGACCUGCUUCGAAGGGAUGACAGAUUUACUAUGCUCCACCUAGCAGUUCUAAGCAGAAACUAUCGGGUUGCGUACGAUAUAGCGGUCAACCAUAACGACUUAAUCCCGGAAAAGGACGCAGAGGGCAUGACUGCUCUUCAACUUUUAUCAAUUAUCCAACCCGAGAUCAAACCCAAAAGUUCAUUCAAGCGCUUUAUGUUCAAACUGGUUCAAUCAGAUCCUAAUCCUCCACGAUACAUUAUCCAUGAUAUCAAGAGAUUGAAGAAAGAAAAAUAUGCGAGUGAAUGGGCAUUGAAACUUGCUGUCUUGUUGAUCGAAAAAGAUAACUCAUGGAAAAUGACUGAAUCAUGGACUGAAAAUCGCGGUUCUAGGUUCCGCGAUUAUAAAGCCGAACAAAAGACCAUAACAACCCUCGAAGGCAGUCACGAUCUAAAUGCGGACACGCCAUUGCUGUUAGCAACCAGAUUUGAUUCGACUGAUAUCGUUAAAGAAAUACUCAGAAUGUAUCCUCAGGCCGUCGAACAUGUCGACAAAGAAGGGCACAGCGUUUUACAUUUGGCAAUAUUGCAUAGGCGUAUUGAGAUCAUUGAUAUUGUGGAAAAUAUGAAGUUCCCAUUGGAGAGAUUAAGAGGAAAGCUUGACAAAAAUUAUAACACUUUGUUGCACAUGGUUGGUUACAAAGAAGAUCACCUAAAGGAGGAUAUAAGACAUCCUGCUAAAGAACUCAAAGAUGAUCAACUUCUUUAUAAGAGGGUGGAGAAGCUAACUACAACCUUAGACAAGAGUACCCGAAACGCUGAGCAAAAGACCCCUCUCCAGGUGUUUUACGAAGCCAAUGAACAACUUCGCACCGAAGCAAAGGAUUGGAUGGUUGAAAAUGCGACAAACUGCUCCAUUGUGGCUGUGUUAAUCGCAACGGUUGCGUUUACUUCUGCAUAUCAGGUGCCAGGAGGUCCAGAUGACUUUGGUCAUCCAAAACUUAAGGACAAAUCCAUGUUUGUCCUCUUUACCUUAGCUGAUGCGAUUUCACUCUCAACUGCACUGACAUCAGUUAUCGUAUUUCUCAAUAUUGCCACGUCACCAUUUCAUUUUAAGGAUUUUGAGUCACAUCUUUUUGAAAAACAACUUUUAGGCCUUAUCCUCUUGAUCACCUCUGUGGCAAUGAUGAUGGUAGCAUUUGCCGCCACACUUGUUUUAACAAUCAGCAAUAAAGGAAAGUGGUCCGACUUGACGUUGUAUGUCGUUUCAUUCUUCCCGGUGCUUGUUUUCAUGUACUCUUACCUAUCAUAUUACAUGGAUAUGAUUGUUAAUUCGUUCCGGGAACUCAAGAAGAUGAUCGGACAAACAGUUAUCUGGUUUCGGAAGAUUUGGGAGUACAAACCUCAAUCUACCCAUCCAAUUGAUGGUCUUGGCUAUUCAAGGUCACGUUCCCCUGUUUAAGCUCUUAAUUUCUUUUAUCAACCUUUUGGUAUUAUAAUUUGUUGUUUUCUGUUGUUGGAGUUAAUAAUUUGCCGAUGCUUUAGUGCUUAAAGGCAAACCGUCAUAUUUGAGCGUUAUAAUUUACCUCAUGUGAAGUCGUGAUGAUAUGUUUAAUUGUGUUUGAUACCAAGUAUGAACAACCCAUGUUUGUAAUGUGGUGUAGAUGCUUGUAAUUUUUUCUUUUUUACAAUAAAUCAAACAUAUUUUAUGCUUAGCUAUUCGGUUUUACCUGUCUUUGUUGUUGGGAUUUUUUUUUCUUUUUUUUUUUUUUUU